GUGAGCACACGAGCAUCUCGGAAAUGAGAAGCGAUUGCUUUUGUCUGAUGUUUGGCUGCCGCAUGUACGCGAUUAGCCAAGCCCGUCAAGCGUGCGUCAUGGGGGAAAUUUUCUGACCAUCAUGACUGACUGGUGACAUAAGGGACGGAUUUUUUUUUGGAAGAAGAAGGAAAUAAUGCCGGUCCGCAGGGGCCACGUAGCGCCACAUAAUACAUUUCUCGGAGUAAUAAUUCGUAAAUUCGAAGGACAAAACAAGAAAUUCAUCAUCGCCAAUGCUUGUGUGCAAAACUGCGCCAUCAUCUACUGCAACGAUGGAUUCUGCGAGCUGACCGGUUUCUCCAGGCCGGAUGUCAUGCAGAAGUCGUGCAUAUGCGACUUCCUGCACGGUCAGUCCACAAGCCGCUAUGCCAUCACUCAAGUCGCUCAGGCCCUCCUGGGAUCGGAGGAACGCAAGGUGGAGAUCAUGUACCAACGUAAAGACGGUUCAAAGUUCCUCUGUGCCACACAUAUCAUUCCGGUGAAGAAUGAAGACGGCGUGGUCAUGAUGUUCAUUCUUAAUUUCGAUUACAUUCUGGACGAGGGCAGCAGCGACUCGGUGGAGAAGCUAAACCGCGCUUCCCCUUCCAAAGCUGACCAACGAAAAAGAAGAUUCUUCCCUUUCCGUUUGCCAGUUUUACCACUUCUGGGCAUCAGCAAGCAGUCCCUGCCUCAGGAAGACCCCGAUGAUGUGAUGGUGGAAUCCCCUUGCCACAGUGACGACUCCAUAACAAUGUGUAACGACCAACUGGCCAACAUCCAGGAGAGCUGGAGUCGUUCCAACCCCAACGACACUCUCAUCGUCCCCAGUUUUUCUUCCACACCCGUUUCCGGCCCGCUGGAUCACUCCUCGCCCAAAGGUCCUUGGGACAGAUUAUAUCCAGAUGCCAAGUGUCAGGAGGACACAAUUAUCGCCACGCCAUCCAUCCCGGGCCUCACUCCCACCGCAUCCAAGGAGAGCGUAUGUAGCGUUCGGAAAGCCUCAUCCCUCUAUGACGUGGACGGUUUUCGAUCCAACUCCAAGGAGGCCUCCAGGGAUCGCCACGACAGUGAAGGGCCUCUCAUCCAGAUCAAAUCAAGUCUGCUCUGCUCCACCUCCGAUUCCAAUCUCAACAAGUACAGCACGAUCAACAAGAUUCCCCUCAUCACGCUUAACUUCUCAGAGACCAACGUUGAGAAGAAAUGCCCAUCGCCACCGUGUUCGGAGAAAACCGUGAUUGCGGCCAAGGUCAAAGACCGAACGCACAAUGUCACGGAUAAGGUCACACAGGUUCUAUCGCUGGGUGCCGACGUACUGCCCGAGUACAAACUCCAGAGCCAGCGCAUGGAUAAGUGCACCAUCCUUCACUACAGCCCCUUCAAGGCAGUGUGGGACUGGCUCAUCCUCCUCUUAGUCAUCUACACGGCCAUUUUCACGCCUUACUCGGCCGCCUUCCUCCUCAACGACGUGGAGGAGCAGAGUAGACGGGAGUGCGGCUACUCCUGCUCGCCGCUCAAUGUGGUGGACUUGAUCGUGGACAUCAUGUUCAUCGUGGACAUCCUCAUCAAUUUCCGCACCACCUAUGUCAACAGCAACGAGGAGGUGGUCAGCCACCCAGGCAAGAUCGCCGUCCACUACUUUAAAGGCUGGUUCCUCAUAGAUAUGGUGGCCGCCAUUCCCUUUGACCUACUCAUCUUUGGAUCGGGAUCCGAUGAGACCACCACCCUGAUCGGUCUGCUGAAGACGGCCCGCCUCCUGCGUUUGGUACGCGUCGCACGCAAACUGGACCGCUACUCCGAGUACGGCGCUGCCGUGCUCAUGCUGCUCAUGUGUAUCUUUGCCCUCAUCGCUCAUUGGCUAGCCUGCAUCUGGUACGCCAUCGGCAAUGUGGAGAAGCCGUAUUUGGAGCACAAAAUUGGCUGGCUGGAUAACCUGGGCUUAUCUAUAGGCAAAAAAUAUAACUACAGUGACCCAGGUUCCGGACCGUCCAUCAAAGAUAAGUACGUCACUGCCCUUUACUUCACCUUCAGCAGUUUGACCAGCGUGGGCUUUGGCAACGUCUCCCCCAACACCAACUCAGAGAAGAUCUUUUCUAUUUGCGUCAUGCUCAUUGGAUCACUAAUGUACGCCAGCAUCUUUGGGAACGUCUCGGCCAUCAUCCAAAGGGUGUAUUCCAGUACGGCCCGUUACCACCUCCAGAUGCUGCGAGUCAAAGAAUUCAUCCGCUUUCACCAGAUCCCGAACCCGCUUAGGCAGCGGCUCGAGGAGUAUUUUGAACACGCGUGGACGUACACCAACGGCAUUGACAUGAAUAUGGUCCUGAAGGGUUUCCCGGAGUGCCUCCAGGCAGAUAUCUGCCUUCACCUCAACAAGAACCUCCUGCAAGGCUGCAAGGCGUUUGGCGGUGCCACUAAAGGUUGCCUGCGGGCGCUGGCCAUGAGGUUCAAAACCACGCACGCGCCCCCCGGAGACACACUGGUUCAUUGCGGAGACGUGCUCAGCGUGCUAUAUUUUGUCACGCGCGGCUCCAUCGAGAUCCUCAAAGAAGAUGUCGUGGUGGCCAUCUUGGGCAAGAACGAUAUAUUUGGAGAAAUGAUCUACCCGUCAGCAAAGCCGGGAAAAUCAUGCGCUGAUGUGCGGGUGCUGAGCUAUUGCGACCUGCACACCAUCCAGCGGGGGGAGCUCUUGGAGGUUCUGGACAUGUAUCCAGAAUUUGCUGACCAUUUUAUGACAAACCUGGAGCUGACCUUUGACCUCUGUAAUGACAAUGCCAAGAGACCCAACACGCAAGACAGCGAUUCCUCCGUGGACCCUCAAAUGAAUUGGAGGAGAAUGUCGUCUUCGAUUGCCAAGGAGCGGCGACAUUCUGCCAUGGCUGCUGGAGAGCAUGAGGAGGAGGAGGAGGAGGAGGAGGAAGAGAAACCCAAACCUUGGCGUUCCAGCGCACUGGGCAAGCCACCGGUCCCGGACCAGCACAGCUCUGCCGCUGGGCUCGACACUUCCGAGCACCUCGAAGACCAGUGGACACUUACAAACCGAGAAAAGGAGUCACUCCGGGGUCAGGCGACGCCAGUCGAAGAGGACGACACCGAUACCGACCUCAGCUACGUGGAAGUGGACCAGCGGCUGGACAGGCUGCAACGGGACCUCAACAGGCUGGAGUCCCAGAUGACGGCCGACAUACAAGCCGUCCUCCAGCUCCUCCAGAGGCCAACUUCUUCCUUCCCGCCUGCCUACAGCGCCGUCCAGCCCGGAGGAACCGAGAUUGACCAUCAGGGUGCGGCAAGCGUCGGACAUACGGACAAGUCCUACUCCACAUCCACUUCUGGUCCUGGCACAGAGACUCAUCCAGGUGUGAAGAUAGCUGGAGUGGAGCAGAGACUUCCAGUGGGGAACAUGUCCUCUGUUGAGUGAUGCCCGUACCAGCUUUCCAGCAACGUCACCAGCAGCUCAGUACCAGCGGGACUCCGUGGACCAAGCCGUGUCUGACCUGCGGCACUCCCCAAGAUGACCAAGGACUUUUUUAGUUGGACUCAGGGUAGAAGAAUAUGCAAAGGAACAAAACACGACUUCCAUUCCUUUCCAGCAGUGUUUCCCAACCAGUGUGCAGUGUGCCGCCGUGAGAAAUUGUCCAACAUUAAAUACCCAGCGCAUUGUAAACAGGAUGGCCAAACCACAGGUCAGUUAGCGCAAGGCCUGCUCAGCCACUUGCUAAUCGUCCAUGCGUGGCAAAUCGGAGAAUCUUGACAUUUCAUGUUGCGCCAUCGGCACAGUUCACAGUUCCUGUGUGUGUUGCUGUUAGUGUUGGCUCGUGAGUGAACGAUUCGCUCAAAAGAACGAUUUGGUUUCAGUGAACGAGAGUCAACGAAUCACUUCCUAAAGUGACUCUUUUUUCAGUUCAUAUGACUUCAACAAGUAGGUGCCGGUAAUGCGUAUUGAAGCUGGUGCCACCUUGCCGCAAAUCAAAAUGAAAAAAGAAGCACGUUCACUUAAGCUUUUUCCCUAAUGAAGUGGCCUGUGAUUAGGUACACCUCAUGGACACUUCAACAGGUACACUACACGAGAUAAAUAAAUAAAUAAAUAAAUAAAUAAAUAAGAAAGUGUAGCGAACGAGU
Molecule: messenger RNA, 4131 nt
Organism: Syngnathus typhle (broad-nosed pipefish)
Lineage: Eukaryota; Metazoa; Chordata; Actinopteri; Syngnathiformes; Syngnathidae
Gene: kcnh7a
Product: potassium channel, voltage gated eag related subfamily H, member 7
Exons: 16
Coding region: 176-3430 (1084 amino acids)
Biological process (GO): potassium ion transmembrane transport; membrane repolarization during action potential
Cellular component (GO): membrane
Molecular function (GO): inward rectifier potassium channel activity
Source: RefSeq, a predicted model, not a curated record